AUGGCGAAUUAUGCAAUUUCCAACAGGUUCAAUUUUCGUGCCGAGAGGUCUAAUGCGAUAAGCUAUACACUAGUAUGUGUGUCUGAAGAGUGUGAUUGGAAAUUUAGGGCAUCGAGCGUUGGUGGAAUUGUAAAACCAAAAGUAGCCAACCAUAAGAGGAAAUACACACCUAAUGAUAUAGCGGAGGAUGUAAGAAAUGAUCUUGGAAUGGAUGUGUCCUAUAUGGUCGCUUGGUGGGCUAAGGAAAAAGCAAUGAAGGAUGUAAUGGGUGAACCAUCGGAUUCUUACAAAAAAUUACCUGGGUACCUAUACAUCUUGGAUAAAACGUAUCCAGGUUCACAUAUAAGAAUGCGAAAAUCCGACGAAAACGAGUUUCUGUAUCUGUUUAUAGCAUUGUAUGCAUUCAUCAAAGGGUUUCAUUGUUGUAGGCCAAUUGUUGUAGUUGACGGGAGCCACCUCAAAACAGCAUACAACGGAACGUUCGUUUCAGCAAGCACGUUAGACGGUGCAGGUAAUAUACUUCCUUUAGCAUAUGGUGUAAUAGAUUCAGAAAAUGACAGGUCUUGGACGUGGUUCUUUGAGCGAUUCAGGGAAGCGUAUGGUGUGAGAGAGAACAUGUGUAUUGUUUCCGAUAGGCAUGAAAGCAUAAACAAAGCUGUUUCUAGAAUCUAUCCGAAUGUGCCGCAUUAUGCAUGCAUAUGA
Lycium barbarum (goji berry) is the source of this 702-nucleotide messenger RNA. RefSeq lists its product as uncharacterized. The transcript is spliced from 4 exons. The record is from RefSeq and is a predicted model, not a curated record. Lineage: Eukaryota; Viridiplantae; Streptophyta; Magnoliopsida; Solanales; Solanaceae. Bases 1 to 702 code for a protein of 233 amino acids.